UAAUAGGUCCCCACCACGGAUAUCAAUCAGCAAUGACAGGACCACCUUCCACAACAUCAUCAUCAUCAUCAUCAUCAUCCUCUUAAUUUUAGUUCCCCUAAUUUUAUUAUUAAAAUGGCCGCCGGCACUAUGCGCGCAAUUGCCAUCAAGGGUGGUAAAGGCCCCGCGGAGGCCCUCUUCAUCGAUACAAUCCCCAUCCCUACCAUUAGCGCACGCCAAGCUCUCGUGAAAGUAAAAGCCUUUGGAUUGAACCGGAUGGACCUCCUCGAGCGAGAGGGCAAAUAUCCGACUCCUCCACAGGCGCCGAACACCAUGGGCGUGGAGUUCUCGGGGACAGUCGAGGCUUUGGGAGAGGCGUGUACGGGGGAGGUUAAACUUGGGGAUGAGGUUUUCGGUUUAGCUUAUGGGGGUGCUUAUGCGGAAUAUAUCGCCGUAUCAACGGGCAUGCUCAUUCAUAAACCGACCGAGGUAUCGUGGGAAGAAGCUGCAGGGAUUCCAGAGACCUGGAUCACAGCCACUCAAGCCCUGUACCUCGUUGGCGGCUUCCAACCCGGCAACUCUGUUCUAUGGCACGCCGGGGCCUCCUCGGUCUCGAUAUCCGGCAUCCAACUGGCGAAAGCGGCCGGCGCGAGCGCAAUCUACGUGACCGCGGGGUCGGACGAAAAGGUGGCUUUCUGUGUGGAGAAGCUCGGCGCCACCGCUGGAUUCAACUACAGGACGCAAGACUGGUGCGCCGAGCUGCUCAAGGCAACGGACCACCGCGGAGUGGACGUGAUCAUUGAUUAUAUUGGUGCUGGGUACUUCCAGUCGAACCUGAAUGCCGCCGCCCAGGACGGACGCAUCGUCAACUUGGCUUUCUUGGGCGGAGUCAAAUUACCGGAGGGAGUGGAUAUCUCGCCGUUCCUGCGGAAGCGUGUUCGCUAUGAGGGGAGUACCUUGCGGAGUAGGGAUGAGGGGUAUCAGCAGAAAUUGCGCGAUAUGGUGGUUGAGAAUGCGCUGCCGCGGUUGGUGACGGGUGAGUUUAAGGUGUUGGUGGAGAAGGUGUUUCCGUUUGAGAGCAUUACAGAAGCCCAUCAGUUGUUGGAGAGUAAUCAGACAAAGGGAAAGAUCAUUUGUACUGUUUAG
Aspergillus ochraceoroseus IBT 24754 is the source of this 1125-nucleotide messenger RNA. RefSeq names its product NAD(P)H-quinone oxidoreductase. NCBI's taxonomy places the organism in Eukaryota, Fungi, Ascomycota, Eurotiomycetes, Eurotiales, Aspergillaceae. Gene Ontology annotation, molecular function: oxidoreductase activity. The record is from RefSeq and is a predicted model, not a curated record. The transcript is spliced from 4 exons. Bases 115 to 1125 code for a protein of 336 amino acids.